Monoraphidium neglectum is the source of this 438-nucleotide messenger RNA. RefSeq lists its product as hypothetical. Gene Ontology annotation, molecular function: calcium ion binding. The transcript has 4 exons. The record is from RefSeq and is a predicted model, not a curated record. Bases 1 to 438 code for a protein of 145 amino acids. Lineage: Eukaryota; Viridiplantae; Chlorophyta; Chlorophyceae; Sphaeropleales; Selenastraceae.
AUGAGGACCGCCUUCCAGCACUUUGACCGCAACGGCGACGGCCGCAUCUCGGCGGACGAGCUGGCCGCUGCGCUGGCAGCGGCCGGCGACGCCACGUCGCCGGAAGACGUUGCUGACAUCAUCCGCCAGGUGGAUCAGGACGGCAACGGCGAGAUAGAUUAUGCAGAGUUUGUGACGAUGAUGGUGACCCACACGGCGGUGUCGGCGGCCUGGACGCCCGGCGGCGACGGCCGGCCCCCCAUGAGCCUCGCCCUGGGCGUCACCUGCAGCGGCCGCGUCGAGAGCCGCGCCGACCUCGCCGGCCAAGCCGCCGCCGCCGCCGCUGCGGGUGGCGGCGGCCGCGGCGGGGGCGGCGCGGGGCUGGCGCGCGGCGGCAGCAGCUCGAGCGCUGAGUCCCCACUGGCUCCCCUCGACGCGCGGCGCCCGCAGCUGCCGUGA